This is a messenger RNA of Manis pentadactyla (Chinese pangolin), 4844 nucleotides long. It is a transcript of the gene LBP, whose product is annotated as lipopolysaccharide binding protein. Gene Ontology annotation, biological process: defense response to Gram-positive bacterium; positive regulation of macrophage activation; lipopolysaccharide-mediated signaling pathway. The transcript is spliced from 15 exons. The record is from RefSeq and is a predicted model, not a curated record. Lineage: Eukaryota; Metazoa; Chordata; Mammalia; Pholidota; Manidae. The coding region runs from base 58 to 1503 and encodes 481 amino acids. Gene Ontology annotation, molecular function: lipopolysaccharide binding.
GAGCUGGGCCCAGCCAGCAGCGGUAACAGUCCUGGCCCACCCCACUGGGAAUCCAGGAUGGCGAACUCGGCCAGGGCCCUGCCCCCACUACUGCUGGGAUUACUGCUCAUGUCCGCCCCAGGGGCCCUGGGGGCCAACGCUGGCCUGGUCGCCAGGAUCACUGACAAGGGCUUGGAGUAUGUGGCCAGGGAGGGGCUGGUGGCUCUGCAGAGUGAGCUGCACAAAAUCAUGCUGCCUGACUUCACCGGGGACUUCAAGAUCAAGCACGCUGGCCAUGGGCAGUAUGAGUUCCACAGCCUGGACAUCCGCAGCUGUGAGCUGCUCAGCUCCACUCUGAAGCCCCUUCCCGGCCAGGGCCUGACGUUCACCAUCUCUGACUCCUUCAUCAGGGUCCAGGGCAAGUGGAAAGUGCGCAAGAGGUUCCUGAAACUACAGGGCUCAUUUGACCUUCAGGUCAAGGGCAUCACCCUUUCGGUCAACCUUCUCUUGGGCAGCCAGCCCCCUGGGAGGCCCACAGUCACUGCCUCCAGCUGCAGCAGCUAUAUCCGCGAUGUGGAGGCAGACAUGUCGGGAAAUUUGGGGUGGUUGCUGAAUCUCUUCCACAGUCAGAUUGAGUCCAGGUUCCGAAGAGUGUUGGAGAGCAAGAUUUGUGAAAUGGUCCAGAAACUGGUUAACUCUGACCUACAGCUUUAUCUCCAAACUGUGCCAGUGACAACAGAAAUGGACCAUUUUGCCAGCAUUGAUUACAGCUUAAUGGAGGCCCCACGGGCAACAGCCCAAAUGCUGGACGUGAUGUUUAAGGGUGAAUUUUUUAACCAUCACCACCGUUCCCCAGCUGCCUUUGUUGCUCCUGUCAUGAACCUUCCUGAGGAACACAGUCAAAUGGUCUACUUUGCCAUCUCUGACUAUGUCUUCAACACAGCCAGCCUGGUUUACCACGAGGCAGGGUAUCUGAACUUCUCCGUCACAGAUGACACGAUUCCACCAAACUCUAACAUCCGACUGACCACCAAGUCCUUCCGUACCUUCGUCCCCCGGUUAGCCCGACUCUACCCCAACAUGAACUUGGAGCUCCAGGGAGCGGUGGUCUCUGCUCCCUUACUGCACCUCAGCCCUGGGAAUCUGUCCUUGGCCCCCCAGAUGGAGAUUGAGGGCUUUGUGCUCCUGCCCAGCUCUGUCAGGGCACCUAUCUUCCGGCUUGGUGUGGCCACAAAUGUGUCCGCCAUGUUGACCUUCAAUACCAGCAAGAUCACUGGGUUCCUGAAGCCAGAAAAGGUGCAAGUGGAACUGAAAGAAUCUAAAGUUGGAGCAUUCAAUGUGGCGCUGUUGGAGGCACUGCUCAACUUCUACAUUCUCAACAACCUGUAUCCCAACGUCAAUGAUAACUUGGCAAAAGGCAUCCCUCUCCCUCUGCUAAAGCAUAUUCAGCUCUGUGAUCCUGUUCUCCAGAUCCACAAGGACUUCCUGUUCCUGGGCUCCAACGUCCAGUACAAGAGAGUUUGAGCGCAAGGAAAAAGGUGGGGCUUGGAGGCCACAGCUGGUUCAGCAAGUUACGAUUCCAGAUGCACAACACAUUCCUGGAGAUUCUGGGAGGAUGAAGUCUCUCCUAGUCUCAGCUUGGAAAGAAGGUCUGCUGGCCUCUGCCCCCACAUUCCUCUUCAACAAGGGCACCACACCCUCUAACUCUGGACUUUGCACUUUUCCAGGAUGGACCAUCCUCCACACUAGCUUGUACUAUCUUUAUUUAAGGGAAGGCAAUCUUGUUAUUCACCAUCCGAUCUCCACGCCUAACAGAGUGCUGGCACUUAGCAGGGACUCAAUAAGUAUUUACUGGAUGGUUCAAUGAAGGGGCCACCUGGAACUCUAGGUAAACCUCCCUGCUGCCCACCCUCUUUUGCCUUCGGAUGGUCAGUCCCAUCUGAGGGCUGCAAAGCACAACCCUAACCACCAGUCCCUUCUCAUCGGCCGCUGCUUUGGGAACCUCGUGGCAGAACAAGGGUUUCUGCUCCCCCCUCCGCCCUGGCCAAUGCCCACUCUGUGGUUCUUGCCCACCCCAGGGCAUGGGCAGUUCCUGGGCUCAUUUCCGUAUGUGCCCCUCCCUCAGCUCUUCCCUGCUGCAGAUCUGGGAGCCAGUGGGUCUCCCAGAGCAAAGGCUCAGCCUCCUGCUGCUUUUUCCCCUUGGAAAUGGGUGUAAAUUAGGAGAAAUUGGUUCCUGCUAGGUUUUGGGUCUGACCCAAAUAAAAAGCUCCUCCAAUUGUUGUUUAUGAGCCCCAAGCCUGAGGGAAGAGGCCAUGAUUUCUAAUUACUGAACAACCAGCCUUUGAUCAGACUUACUGAAGAGUCAUUUCCAAGUUAUGUAGUUGGGCCCCUGGGCACUGGGAAUCAGAAAGCUCAUUUGAUUUUUUUUUUUAUUUGAGUUAGUGAGCAGAUGGAUGGAGCUGCCGGCUGGCAGAUAAUUCACAGGGAAUAGACCCAUUUCCCCUGUGUGUGACAGAGCACAGAGGUGCCAUCCAAGAUGGGACAAUGCUCUGUCACCCAGCUGGUGGCAGGGUAUGCCGUGGCUUCCCUUCUUCCCUCCUCUUUCCUUUUGUUCACUUGUCCACCACCAUCCUCCUCCCUGUGGGAGACUGGGGGAGGGUCACGCAGUACUAGCCCUGCAGCCUUGGACGGGUCCUUUCCCCCUGGGGACCCUCAUCUAUAAAAUAAGGGUGAUAAUAGUAGUAGCCACUUCAAAGGGCUGUUAUAAUGAGGCUGAAUAAUCCGUGUAAAUGAUUUAUUUAGCCCUAGUGUGGAUUUGAUAGUUAUUGGCUGGACAUGCAUCUCCUAUCUGCAGGUGCUGGGCUGCUGGGCGUUGGGGAAGUAGAGGCAGUGCAGACCCAGUUCCCAUCCCUGCCUUUAGGAACAUUGCCUCAGGACUGGGGGAAAGAGCUGGCCUUCAUUCCAGCUUACUUGCUUUGGGCCCCUGGGCCCCUGUGGGCUCUUGAUGGUUCUUUGACAGUCCAGAGUUCUGAUCAUUUAAAUCAGAAUGCUGUGUCCCGAGCCUGGUCCUCAAAAAUAUGCAGAGGAGAACUCCAUGUCUCCGUGCCCUCAUCUAUCAAAUGUGGCUCCUUAUGGGUGACUAGGGAUUUGAUGGCUUCAUGUCAAGCUACUGGGGGGGCCUGGGGCAUAACCAGGUCCUGAUAAAUGGCUGCUGUGAUGAGCACCUGUCUUGCUUUGGGCUCCCCAGAAGCAGACCCUGAGACAACGAGGUGAGCAUUAGCGGCUUCUGUGGAGGAAGAGCCCAGGACAUACUGUGGAGGACAGAAAAUGCAGUGGGGAGGGGAAGGCAGCCUAUAAAGGCGCAGCUAGCACAGUAGGUAGCUGGAGCUUAAUCCCACUGGGGAGGUGGGCUGUGAGCCAGUGUACACCCCUCCUCAGAGCACCCACCCAAGGGCCAAGGAGGCAGGGUACUUGUACACCGUCCUCUAUCAGUCGCUGGUUGCGGGGAGCUCCUGGGAGCCAUCGGCCCUCUGGUUCCCCUAGUCUGAGCAGAGCGGGCUCUAGCGGCCACAGGAACCACAAGUGCCAGCAGGUAGGAAUCAGGUUUGCGUGCACUGCUGUGGGGAGACGAGCCGGGCACUGACAAGGCCUCCACACGGCCCCGCAGUGCGGUAGGAGCCACCAGCUCAGUAUCCUGGACAAACUGUAAAAUAGUUUGUCAUGUUGCCUGGGAAAGUUGUAGGUUGUUCUGCUCUGCAUAUUUUUAAGGACCAGAUGUGGGCCACAACAUUCUGAUUUAAAUGGUCAGAACUCUGGGCUGUCAAAGAACCCCCAAGAGCCCACAGGCUCAUUGCACCACAGACCUCAUCCUGACACCAAACUAAGACACUGCCCCAGACACCCCCCCGUGGACUAUAGCCUGUUUCUCCUGCUCUGCUUUUAACUGACUUCCCGAUGACCCCUCCUUACGGCUGCACAGAAUUCCAUACUUGUGUAUGUAUGAGACAGCUUCCCCUUUCUUAAAGAUGCAUAGGAUUUUCUGGUGGGGAUAUACCACAAUUUAUUUAACCAAUCCCCCACUGAUGGUUUCUUAGGUUGUUUCCAGUACUUCACUUUUAUAUACUGAUGGACCUAAGCCCAGCAUUUUAACCAAAAACUUAGAUGUGUGCUUUCUGAGGCUGGUAGGCGAUUACAAAGGCUUCCCCUGACAGGCCUCCUGGAGGAGGGGGCUGCCCCCCUCCACACCAGGCUUGGUGCCCAGCCCACGCACUGCAGGCUCCAGGGGUGGAAGUCAAGGCUCAGGCCCCUAGGCUGGUCUUGCUUUACCCAUUCCUAGCCCUGGGGCCUUCGUUCCCAAAUCUCUAUCUGAGAGGCCUUCAUCAGAGAUCAUCUUCAGUACCUCUGCCAAGGACUCUUUUAUCAGGGAGAAAAACUUUUGCCCACCAGGAAUAAGUAAGUAGUCAUUACUUUCUACUCCCAGCCCUGCGUCCAUUUCCCCCCAACACCUCAUUCCCAGGGUCUGUAAAACUGCCAGAGCCUUCUGUUUGGUGCUCCUCACCAGUGAGAUGGCCCCCACAUUUGCACCAACUCCCCCGCACUCCACUUUCUCUGGUUCAAGCCCUUGUUUAUAGGAUUUGGAGUGACUAAAGGCUUCCCAGUCACCAGCAUUUUGGCUUGUUGCCGCUUUAAUCAAGUACUCUGACACCUGGCAGCUCAGCUCUCUCCAGCUCAGCCAAAUGGUCGAUGCUAAAUAGUGCUUCAGUGAAUGCCUUCAUCUGUACAUCAUUGCUUAGUCAUGCUGUACAUGUAUGUGUGUAGGUACAUCCAUUAAAUAAAUGCCCAGAAAUGGGAUCCAGUAACUUAAA